Molecule: messenger RNA, 2197 nt
Organism: Carlito syrichta (Philippine tarsier)
Lineage: Eukaryota; Metazoa; Chordata; Mammalia; Primates; Tarsiidae
Gene: BAK1
Product: BCL2 antagonist/killer 1
Exons: 6
Coding region: 299-934 (211 amino acids)
Biological process (GO): intrinsic apoptotic signaling pathway in response to DNA damage; regulation of apoptotic process; extrinsic apoptotic signaling pathway in absence of ligand
Cellular component (GO): mitochondrial outer membrane
Molecular function (GO): protein homodimerization activity; protein heterodimerization activity
Source: RefSeq, a predicted model, not a curated record
UCCGCAUCCGGCGGCCACAGGGCAACUUCCUCUAGAGGGAGCUGAUUGGAGCUGGGUGCAGCUGGCACCUCUAUGAUCACCGGAGCCUUGCGGGUCACUCGGGCCGCGCAGGGACCAGCCAAGGCUACAUCCAGACACCAGGAAUGCAGUGACGCAGGGUCCUGGAAGCCGGGCUCUCACCCAGCCCCUGGGAGCAGCCGCCGUCCCCUCAGGAACUCCAGCCUCGGCCCUGCAGAGCCCUCCCGGGUUGGGCCAGGAUCCCGGCAGGCUGACGUUGUCCUUCACUGAGACCUGAGAAAUGGCAUCCGGGCAAGGCCCAGGUCCUCCCGGACACGGGUGCAGAGAGCCUCCCCUGCCCCCCGCUUCUGAGGAGCAGGUAGCCCAGGACACGGAGGAGGUUUUCCGCAGCUACGUUUUUUACCGCCACCAGCAGGAACAAGAGGCCGAAGGGGCAGCUGCGCCUAUCGACCCAGAGAUGGUCACCUUGCUCCCAGAACCCAGCAGCACCAUGGGACAGGUGGGCCGGCAGCUCGCCAUCAUCGGGGAUGACAUCAAUCGACGCUACGACUCAGAGUUCCAGAGCAUGCUGCAGCACCUGCAGCCCACGGCAGAGAACGCUUACCAGUAUUUCAUCAAGAUUGCCACAAGUCUGUUUGAAAGUGGCAUCAACUGGGGCCGUGUGGUGGCUCUCUUGGGCUUCGGCUACCGUCUGGCCCUACACGUGUACCAGCGCGGCCUGACUGGCUUCCUGGGCCAGGUGACCCGCUUCGUGGCCGACUUCAUGCUGCAUCACUGCAUUGCCCGGUGGAUCGCACAGAGAGGCGGCUGGGUGGCAGCCCUGAGCUUGGGCAACGGCCCCAUCCUGAACGUGCUAAUGGUUCUGGCUGUGGUUCUGCUGGGCCAGUUUGUGGUACGAAGAUUCUUCAAGUCAUGAUUCCUGAGGGGGCCCUUUGGGGUCCCAACUGAGACCCCUGUCUGGACUUAAGCCAAGUCUUUGCCCUUCCCCCUCCCACGCAGGGGUCCCCCCUCAAGGGUACAGAAGCUUUAGCAAGUGGGCACUCUAGCUUCGAAGGGCUCCUGCCCAGGGGUCAUUCGGGCUGAAGAGGCGCCCUAACAUUGCAUGGUGCUAACAGGCCCCCUCUCUGGGCCACACCCUGUCAGAGAGGGGCUGUUACCUCCUCCUUUGGCUCUUUGGGACCCCCUUAGCCCUGUCUGCUGGGCACUGGGGUGGUCUAUAACUUGGGAAGGCAAGAGACCAGGAGCCACUUCUUCCCAGGCAGUUGUUAAUGGUUUAAGCUUUUUACCAUACCUUUGGGAGAACCCCUCUACCCCAUCCCCACUACUCUGCCCAAGGCCAGGACACCUGGGGCACGAGGGUUAGUGGUCUACCCUAUAGCCCCAGCAUUCAGCUAGUCUGGAAGGUCAGAGCCUGAGAGCUGGGACUCAAGCCCAGUCCUGGUCCUCCCUAAGCUUCAUGUCUCCCAGGCGCUGGACUGUCUGGAGGUGGGGGCCGAGGUCCUGCCCAUCUCCCCUGAUCCCACUCCCCCACUCCAUAUUGCCAUUACGGUUGAACUCUCAGGGAUUCUGGGCCUGGGGGGUGAGGAGGGGGAGGUACAGGCAGGAGCUAUCCAAACUUACCCGGCAGGAGCCUCCAAGCCUGCCUCCCAAGGUCCUCAGUUCUUUCCCUUCCUCUCCCCUUAGAACCACUUGUCCCCAGCCCAUUUACUACAAAUGACAACCCUUGCCCCCAUUCCCAGAGGCCUUGGGUGAGCAGCGUCCUGGGGCCCCUCCUUGCCCAGAUUACAGGGCUUAGGACUUGGUUUGUUAUGACAGGGGAAAGGUGUAAGGAGUUCAUCUAGAGGGUUCUGAGUGGGAGAGGGGUGAUCAUCACCACUAGGAAUCCCAGAGAUAGGAUCCUCCCUAUGGCCCGGGAACAGUGUAAUCAGGGGGAUGGAUGGAGGAACUGUGAAUACUUGAACCCUAGCUCCCACCCACACCCUUCACACUCCUCACCUGUCUAGGUCUCUCCUUAGGGUGGGAGUGAGAAUGGUUUUUCUAUCCUGUACAGCCUAGAGGUCUGGGGUAAGGAGAAAGGAGUUCUUGACUAAGCCAAAUGCAGGGAGGGGAUGCAGAUGGAGCCAGUAGGCCACCCCCAUCCUCAGAAUGUGUUUGGAAAUAAACUGUGCAAUCCCCUCAC